Molecule: messenger RNA, 1924 nt
Organism: Malaya genurostris
Lineage: Eukaryota; Metazoa; Arthropoda; Insecta; Diptera; Culicidae
Product: membrane-bound alkaline phosphatase-like
Exons: 2
Coding region: 54-1640 (528 amino acids)
Biological process (GO): dephosphorylation
Molecular function (GO): alkaline phosphatase activity
Source: RefSeq, a predicted model, not a curated record
AACGGGCAAGCCGAAGAGGAGUUAUUUCUUCGAACACCAUUCGAUUGGCAAGCAUGAAACUGUUAGUGCUUUGUGUGACAUUUUUGGCGUCUGCCAUUGCCGUGCCGUUGGAGAGAAACAUACAAGGUUCGAUUUCGGAUGAUGAGCUGCAUCCCAGCUUUCCCGAAGACCGCUUUAUUAGAUUUGAAACCAGAAAUGCUCAGUUGGAGCAAACUAUCAACUAUUGGAGAGAAGAUGCUAUGAAGACCGUUGAUAAGCUGGUCAAGCGUAAUGAAAAUCGAAACCGUGCCAAAAAUGUAAUUCUUUUCCUCGGAGACGGAAUGUCGAUCGCGACGGUCGGGAUGGCACGCAUCUACGCAGGAGGCGAAGAGAAGCAACUAGCAUUCGAGAAAUUUCCUUACUUCGGGAUGUCUAAAACCUAUUGCGUGGAUUAUCAAGUUGCGGAUUCCGCUUGUACGUCAACAGCCUACCUAUCCGGAGUGAAGGGAAAUUAUGCCACCAUAGGAGUAAACGGUCAGGUGCCGAAUGAGGAUUGCACGGCGGAGCUAGACAAAACCACCCACACACAUUCGAUAGCAGACUGGGCUAUGGAUGCCGGCAAGGAUGCCGGACUGGUCACUACUACUCGAGUGACGCAUGCGUCUCCGGCCGGAAUAUAUGCCCACACGGCCAGUCGGGAUUGGGAAAGUGAUAGUUUUAUUACCGAAUCUGGAUGCGAUCCGAAUGUAUUGGAUGAUAUAGCAGAACAGUUGGUGCUCGGUGACACAGGUAAAAGAUUGAAGGUUAUUCUUGGAGGUGGCCGCCAAGAGUUCUAUGGUUCAGAAGUUGUUGAUCCUGAGUACAGUACGCAAAGUGGCGGUCGUACCGAUGGUAAGAACCUCAUUCAGACAUGGUUAGAAUCAGCGGAACCGGGUAAAAACCACGCCUACGUAUGGAAUAAACAGGAACUGUUCAACGUGGAUGUUCAAAAAACUGAUCGGCUGUUGGGGUUGUUCGAGCCUAGUCACUGUGUGUAUAACCUAGAACGGGUCCGAAACAAUAUGUCGGAAGAGCCCACUCUAGCAGAAAUGGUGGACAGGGCAACUGACGUUCUAAGUAAAAACGACAAGGGAUUCUUCCUGUUCGUAGAAGGAGGUCGAAUCGAUUUGGCCCAUCAUUCUAAUUGGGGAAAGCUGGCCUUGGACGAAACAGUGGAAUUUUCAAAAGCAGUUGAGCUCGCUCGAAACAAGUUUAGCGAGGAAGACACCCUCAUUGUUGUAACGGCGGAUCAUUCGCACAGUCUUAGCUACAACGGAUAUCCGAGCCGCGGGGGUGACAUUUUUGGCAUUGCUGGAACUGGAUCCGAUGGAUUACCGUACAUGACCCUAAGUUACGCCAACGGUGUUGGUUUCUAUGAUCACAUCGAUAUCGAAAACAAGACCCGCAUGGACGUCAGAACGAUUGAUACCUCGUCGGAUUUCUUCCGGUUCCCGGCAACGUUUCCCGUCGAGUACGAAACCCAUGGCGGAGAGGACGUUUCCGUGUACGCUUCCGGACCAUGGGCACAUCUGUUCACAGGAACCUAUGAACAGAACACCAUUCCACACAUGAUGGCAUACGCCGCUUGUAUCGGCGAUGGACUGAAGGCAUGCUCGACGUAGCCGCGUUUUGCGUGAUAAGCACCGCAUUCACACCUUGUCAAUCUCACUCGGCCUGGACUCGCAGUAAACGUGUGACUCUAAUAAUCAAUCAUUUAUUUUUGAAUGACCGCCAUAAAUAACUGAUUGCUACACAAUUAGCCCAAAUUGGUCUAUAAUCCAAGCAAAUAAACAUAAUUGGGUUCAAGUUGGGUAGCAUAUGAUUGGCAGAAAUGAUUCAUUCUGGUUCGAAUGAAUCCUCGUUGAAGCAAAACUACUGUUUCAAUUACAUACACGGAUGGACAUAA